This is a messenger RNA of Nycticebus coucang (slow loris), 3123 nucleotides long. It is a transcript of the gene VAT1L, whose product is annotated as vesicle amine transport 1 like. The transcript is spliced from 9 exons. The coding region runs from base 266 to 1522 and encodes 418 amino acids. The record is from RefSeq and is a predicted model, not a curated record. NCBI's taxonomy places the organism in Eukaryota, Metazoa, Chordata, Mammalia, Primates, Lorisidae. Gene Ontology annotation, molecular function: zinc ion binding; oxidoreductase activity.
CCCAGCGUUUAGGGCUUCGAUCAAGAGCCUAAUUCGCGGCUGCUUCAGGAACUGGAGAGAGGCUUCCUUUGAGCCGGGACUGGAGGUGGGGGGCGCAAGCGGGGCGGCGGAGGGCACGGCUCUUGCGAGGAUUACGGCGGAGGCUGUGGACCGCGGCGCCGCGGCUCAGAGGCUGCAGCCAUUGCACAGCCGAGCAUCCCACAUUCAACAGGAGGAGCCGGCCGGAGAGGAUCCCGAGACCCCGCGCCCCGCGCCCCGGUGCGCCAUGGCCAAGGAAGGCGUGGAGAAGGCAGAAGAGACCGAGCAAAUGAUUGAGAAGGAGCCGAGCAGGGAGCCGGCCGAGGGCGGCGGAGACGGCUCGCACCGCCUCGGGGAUACCCAAGAGAUGCGCGCGGUGGUGCUGGCUGGCUUCGGGGGGCUCAGCAAGCUGCGGCUCACCAGGAAGGCCAUGCCCGAGCCGCAGGACGGCGAGCUCAAGAUCCGCGUCAAAGCCUGUGGUUUAAACUUCAUUGACUUGAUGGUUCGACAGGGGAAUAUUGACAACCCCCCCAAGACUCCUCUGGUGCCGGGAUUUGAGUGUUCUGGGAUUGUGGAAGCUCUGGGAGACAGCGUGAAGGGAUACGAGAUUGGGGACCGUGUUAUGGCAUUUGUCAAUUACAACGCCUGGGCAGAGGUGGUCUGCACACCAGUGGAGUUUGUCUACAAGAUCCCAGAUGACAUGAGCUUCUCCGAGGCUGCUGCAUUCCCCAUGAACUUCGUCACAGCCUACAUGAUGCUCUUUGAGGUUGCCAACCUCCGGGAAGGAAUGUCUGUGCUUGUACACUCAGCUGGUGGUGGCGUGGGCCAAGCUGUGGCUCAGCUGUGUUCCACUGUCCCCAACGUGACUGUCUUCGGAACAGCUUCUACUUUCAAGCACGAAGCUAUCAAAGACUCCGUGACCCACCUCUUUGACAGAAAUGCAGAUUACGUGCAAGAAGUGAAAAGAAUCUCUGCUGAAGGCGUGGACAUCGUUUUGGACUGUCUCUGUGGGGACAACACUGGCAAAGGGCUCAGUCUUCUCAAACCCCUGGGAACUUACAUUUUGUAUGGCUCUUCCAACAUGGUGACUGGGGAAACCAAGAGCUUCUUUAGCUUUGCAAAAUCAUGGUGGCAGGUGGAGAAAGUGAACCCCAUCAAGCUGUACGAAGAGAACAAAGUCAUCGCCGGCUUCUCCCUUUUAAAUCUGCUCUUCAAACAGGGCCGGGCAGGCCUCAUCCGAGGAGUGGUAGACAAACUCCUGGGCCUCUACACCCAGAAGAAGAUCAAGCCUGUGGUGGACUCCUUAUGGGCUUUGGAGGAGGUGAAGGAGGCCAUGCAACGGAUCCAUGACAGAGGGAACAUUGGCAAGUUAAUUCUGGAUGUAGAAAAGACCCCAACGCCCCUGAUGGCCAACGACAGCACGGAGACCAGUGAGGCAGGGGAGGAAGAGGAGGACCAUGAGGGGGAUGGCGAGAACAAGGAGAGGAUGCCUUUCAUCCAGUAACAGGACCCAGGCGGGAGAACAUGACGGAUGGUUUGAAGAGGAGGACCCGGCUGAGAAAACUCUUCUGUGCCCCAGUGAACAAAUGCUGUAGUCCAGUGCGUGUUGUGUUUGUCAGCCGAGCUACAAAGCUGUCGGUCACUGUUGUUUUUUGAAAUUAAGUGCCAAUCCCAUUCCACGCGGUUAUUAUGUCCCACCCCCAUCUGUGUAUUACCCUCUCCCUCACCCCUGUACCAAAACCACUCAUCUGUGGGUCCCUCGCAAAAGUUCUAGAACAGCCUUGCAAAUUAAUACAAGCCCAGAAGCAGAAUGCCUGAGAGACCAGAUGUGGGCAAAGAUGAGGAUUGAAAGGUGUGAUCACAGAGCACCGUCCAGGUCCUAGAAUUCUUCAGGCCAGUGACACUUUUGGGGCCAGCCACCAGGCCUCGGAUGAGAGCACUUGCCAAUUUGGCUGGCAGAAAAAGGGUAGGCCGGGAGAUGUUUUCAUGAGCCCAUAAAUUUAGAAGCUCUCCAAAUAGUACUUUUUCUCUCUUGGUUUAAGAGGCAACUAUAGUCAAAAGGUUUGGGCCACCCCCCUUUGUACCCCUCUGGUGUUUGGCCCUUACACUGGUUCUUAUCUGUAAAUGCAAUGAGGUGGGUGUGGCGCUUUCAGGAUAGAAAAUCAAUCAACCGCAUGAGUUUGAGGACCAGCCACAAAGAUUCUCCCCACAGCCACAUCUCAUGAGCUGAAUCCUCCCCCUUCCCAUAUUUAUUUUAAUUUUAAGAAGACUUACCACAUCUAGGACUAAUUCAGGAGUCAUUACUGAGAUUCACUCAUGUUUACACACACUUGUCAUCAGCAUUACCUAUUUUGUUAUUUUCAAUUCCUGGUAGUAAGCGGCAGCCCCCUUUACUGUGGACCCCUCGGAAAGGAAGAAGCCCCUUGCAGACCAUAUUUAGAAAUGAAAAAUCAAUGAGUAUCUUUUCUCUUGCCAAAGCACGUUCCAACAUGUAACAAACUCUAGCGAUAACAGAAGCCUGAUGUUCAUCACCCAACGUGCAGCUUCUCCCCUCUGGUAUACAGAACCAUGGUGCAUACUCUCCAGGGCCCCUGCUCUUUGGAAACCAAGAAUCAAGCUACUGGCUUACAUAGCUUAUUCAAUUUUCAAGCUCCUAAGCUCCUACAAACCCCAUUCCCACCCUCAUGCCAUUUGACUGCGCUUGAGAGGUGAACCCUUGAGGAAGAGAAAGAAUGUCAGGGUCUUUUGAUGAGAUUCCUCAUUCCCUCCUUUGGGCCAAAAGGGUUUACUCCAUCCUUCACAAACCACAGUGGAAACACAAGAAGCCCACACCACCGGCACUCUGACUUCCUUUGUGUUCUGGGAAACCUUGGAGGAUUCCUGCAUUGCCCAUUUUCCCCACCAACAAGCCUUAGGGUGGACCCAACUCUUCCCCCAGGUGGUGGGCAAGAAGGCAUCUCAGCAAAUGCCUGUGUCAUUAUUCCCAAAGUCCCUUUGUAAGAAACGUCACCUCAUGCUUCCUGUUCCUUUUUAUCCUAUCCUAAGCUUGUGAUGAUGACAUAUUUAUGCCAAAUAUUUAUGUGAAGGGAGUUUCUCCUCAUUGUA